AUGAACGAGAUCUGUGGUUCAUUAGUGGUGACGUUUCUUCCUCAUGCUUCAUUUUAUAGCAGUAUCGUUGAUGAAUGUAAUGGCGAUGAUAGCAUGGAUGGCAAUCAGCUGUCUCCAUGCUACUAUUCAAUGGCACGUAGCUCUGCAAAAGGGCGGUCAUGUUUAAGUUCCCUCGGUCCGUGUACAUACGAUGAAAAAGAUGCUUUGGAUGAUCGAGUUUUCAAUCCACAUGAAGCUCUCAAUGCAUGCAUCUCCUGUGGAAUACAUUGUCAUCGGGUUUGUGCCGGUCCGCCAUGGUCCUGUUACAAUCCCGAUGGAGAGGGAGAGGAGGAAAAGUGGCAGUGCGAAGAUUGCAGGUGA
Messenger RNA from Angiostrongylus costaricensis, 360 nucleotides. The record is from the annotation of a GenBank genome assembly. Lineage: Eukaryota; Metazoa; Nematoda; Chromadorea; Rhabditida; Metastrongylidae.